AUGACUGAACAAAACACCACCGCUAAAACCGACGGUUCCAUUACAACCUACUGUAUCGAGCACGCAAAGACCCAGCAAUCUAAAUGUGCCGCCUGUGAAAAGACGAUUCCCCACAAAUCCCUGCGUGUAGCCGAGAUCUUUAGAAAGAGUAAAAAGAUCAAGAAGGAUUUAGCCAAGCAUACAUGGUAUCAUUUCAAGUGUUUCAAAGUGCCUGAACUCUUGGUGCGUGUGCCAAUUGAACAAUUUAGAGGUUACCCUGCCUUGAAUGAAAAGGACAAAUCCCGUGUGCAAAGAGUGAUCCAGAGCGGUGUUGGAUCGUCUUGGGCUGAUUUGAUGGAAAAGGCUAAACCUGUCAAGACAGAAGAAGAAUUAGAGGCUGAUAAGGAAGAGCAAGCCAAAAAGGACAAGAAGAGAAAGGAGGACGAGGACAGCAUGAAUAUGGACAUGACAGCAAUCUUGACAGGCACUCAACAAAAAUCCACUAGCAACAAGUCAAAAGCUAAUAAAAAGCCAGUGCCAGCAUCUCCAUCAUCAGACAAGAAGGCUUCCACAGCAGAGCAAAAGAACAAAAAGGCAUUGAAGGCCAAGACAGACAAAAAGUCCAAGGUGACCAAGAACAAGGCCACUGCUGCUGCUGCCGUUGCUCCUCCAGUCAAGGAAGUGAAGCUUCCCAAGGAAGAUUUGGAUGAAUUACAAAACUUUGCAAAGGAGUUUAAGGCAUUUAAAUAA
Messenger RNA from Mucor velutinosus, 729 nucleotides. RefSeq lists its product as uncharacterized. Gene Ontology annotation, molecular function: DNA binding; zinc ion binding. Lineage: Eukaryota; Fungi; Mucoromycota; Mucoromycetes; Mucorales; Mucoraceae. The record is from RefSeq and is a predicted model, not a curated record. The coding region runs from base 1 to 729 and encodes 242 amino acids. The transcript has 2 exons.